CAGCAUCCCCAGAACCUGCCCCAGGCACUCAGCACUGCCCAGGAUCAAACCACCGUUGCGUUCCCCCGGAUCCUCGCCCGGGGGCCAGCGCCCCCACACGCUGCCCGCCAGCGAAUUUCGUUGCCUCAGCCCCGAGGAUGCUGUCAGUGUGUUCGAGAUCGAGCGGGAAGCCUUUAUAUCCGUCUCCGGGGACUGUCCCCUCCACCUGGAUGAGAUCCGCCACUUUCUAAACCUGUGCCCGGAGCUCUCCCUCGGCUGGUUUGAGGAAGGGCGGCUCGUGGCGUUCAUCAUCGGCUCCCUCUGGGACCAGGAGAGGCUCAGCCAGGCGGCACUGACCCUGCACAAGCCGCGGGGCACAGCAGUGCACAUCCAUGUGCUGGCCGUGCACCGCACCUUCCGGCAGCAGGGCAAGGGCUCCAUCCUCAUGUGGCGAUACCUACAGUACCUGCGGUGCUUGCCCUUCGCCCGGCGGGCCCUCCUCAUGUGCGAACAUUUCCUCGUGCCCUUCUACCAGAAGUGUGGUUUCGAGGUGCUGGGUCCCUGCGAGGUGACGGUGGGGGAACUGGCCUUCGUCGAGAUGCAGCAUCCCGUGCGGGGACAUGCCUUCAUGCGC
Molecule: messenger RNA, 613 nt
Organism: Cariama cristata (Red-legged seriema)
Lineage: Eukaryota; Metazoa; Chordata; Aves; Cariamiformes; Cariamidae
Gene: AANAT
Product: aralkylamine N-acetyltransferase
Exons: 4
Biological process (GO): melatonin biosynthetic process; circadian rhythm; response to light stimulus
Cellular component (GO): cytoplasm
Molecular function (GO): aralkylamine N-acetyltransferase activity
Source: RefSeq, a predicted model, not a curated record